GCUGUCCGAACUAAAUAACAGAAGAAAAAUUGCUGCCUCUUGUGAGAGCUGCAUGCGGCUGUUUUUUUGCUGGAAAAAACCGUCAUUAAUGAGCCCCAUGAAAAGCAGUUGGUGGUUAACAGUGUGGAUUUGCUGUUUGCAAGUUGUCCAUGGAGCUCCAAAUCCUGACUCGCUGAAGAGCGCAGAGCCACCAAGCGCUAUGAAAGUGGAAAACACAAUUGUAUGCGAAGGACAAAAAGCAUACGUUCAAUGCCCAAGCCCUUUCGAUGAAUUAGCAAUUGUGGGGACAAUGUACGGUCGCAAGAACUCAAAAAUCUGUGUGCAUCCAAGUAUCCCUUCCAGUGUGCCAUGCCAGGAACAAGAAACGCAGGUUAAGGCUCAGAUUGUCGGUCUCUGCGAAGGGGAACAUGCUUGUGAAGUAGCAGCUAAUAACGAUUUCCUGGCCAAGGCUGGAACUACAAUCUGCCCUGAUGUGUACAAAUACUUGGAAAUAAAAUACAGGUGCACACCACGAACAUAUUAUCCAAAUGUAGACAGCGCCUCAGAAAACAGCCAAUCAGUCAACGAGGUGAUAAGUGGUGGUAUGGGAGGCGUAACUUCGUCUACCUCUGUUUCCACGGUAACGUCUUCUUCUUCGUCGUCGUCGUCGUCUUCUUCAUCUUCAGUACCAGAAAUUACUGUUCAAGAGCACGAAGACAGUCAACCAGUCACUACUGCCACGUCACAAGCGUCGGUUACUCCAAUUGAUACACAUAAUACCCCAGAAGUCGGAAGUGACAUCACUGAAGAAUUUACUCAACCCCAGGCCGCAACUGACGUCAUCACUGAGACGUUCCCGGCCAACACCGCGUCGUCACAAACCGCGGAAGUCAAUGAGACGUACAAAAAAUCAGAGACUCCUAUGCGACCAGAGGAAUCUGGAGGAGGGCCCAGUGAUGAGCAAAGUGCUUCAGGAGAAUGGAAUGAGCUUGAAGAACAACGCGAUGUUAUUUAUGAUGCUGAGAUAAGAUGAAAGGGAGCCUCCCUCCAAACUGAUUGCUACUAAUACGUAAGACUGUUGGCGUAGCUGGGGCUGGUGAAAAAUCACUUUGCAAAGAGACUAAAUAUCUCCGAGGACAAUAUUCUUGCUAUGUUCUUUGCCACUGUUUACGUUCAAACAUAUGUGCUAUGGAUCAACGAUCACGUUAAGGAAUUGAAAAGGAAACAAACAGCUUUCCACAGCCAAUUGUUGCUAGCUUAUACUGUCAGUUAAUUAUUCGCCAAUAGUUCGAAUUCAUUCACUACCUUCGAUAGCUAGCACUGUUUGAUCACUUCACGGCCCGCACUUAAAAUAGAAAAAUACUGUCCAAGAUGAGAUGUAACUGGUAGUCACACA
Messenger RNA from Pocillopora verrucosa, 1375 nucleotides. RefSeq names its product cell cycle checkpoint protein hpr-9-like. The record is from RefSeq and is a predicted model, not a curated record. Lineage: Eukaryota; Metazoa; Cnidaria; Anthozoa; Scleractinia; Pocilloporidae. Gene Ontology annotation, molecular function: carbohydrate binding.